Molecule: messenger RNA, 2667 nt
Organism: Salvia hispanica
Lineage: Eukaryota; Viridiplantae; Streptophyta; Magnoliopsida; Lamiales; Lamiaceae
Product: putative late blight resistance protein homolog R1B-16
Biological process (GO): defense response to other organism
Molecular function (GO): ADP binding
Source: RefSeq, a predicted model, not a curated record
AUGGCAGCCUACGCAGCUCUAGUUUCGCUCAUGAACGAUUUGGAGCUGAUUCCCAACCAUCCCACUCAUUCCUUUUCUUUCGACACCAAACAGAUCACUACCCUUUCCCAAAUCGUCCACUCCUUGAUCGAUUUUAUGGAAACCUUCGAUUCUCAUGGAUACGCCACAGAAUCCGCUGAAAUUUUAGAGACCCGAAUCGCAUCCGCUGCUCACGCGGCUCACCACGUGAUCGAAUCCCACGUAGUUGAUCAACUCCUUACUGGAACCCCAUCACCUGAUUUCUCGCUCGAUCUGCAGAAAUCAAUUGAAGAUCUGCACUUUGUCGUCGAGAUAGUGGCGAAGCAGUUUAAUAAAUCCAAAAUUGGGUUUAAUUCUAACACAUAUUCGCCACAUACUUCAUCGGAAUUUAGGUCUUCAGGGAACAAUGUGAUGGUGGGAUUCGAUGCUGCCGUUGUUCGACUUAUGGAGAUGCUCACAUUCACCGGAGGAGAUUCCAGUCAGCGCGUCGUCCCAGUCGUGGGGAUGGGCGGAAUGGGUAAGGCUACUCUUGCUGGAAAUGUUUAUAACCAUUUACUUAUCCAGCAGCAUUUUGAUAUUCGCUGUUGGGCCACAAUAUCUCAAGAAUUUAGUGUAGACAAUGUUCUUACACAGCUACUUUUUGAGAAUCGAAAAACCGAUGGGGAUGCUGGUAGAUUAGGAGAAGAGUUGCAUAAAUUGCUAUGGGGUAGAAGGUAUUUAAUUGUGUUAGAUGAUAUGUGGAGUUUGGAAGCUUGGGAUGAUACACAUAUGUUUUUCCCGGAUAAUGGCAACGGGAGUUGUGUCGUUGUAACGACUCGGCUAGCAAACUUGGCAGCUCAUCUUAGCUCAUCCCCUCUCCAAAUGAACUUUCUGGAUGAGGAGAAAAGUUGGGAUUUGUUUCGUGGAAAGGCAUUCGGAGAAGAAGAUUGUCCUGUCGAGUUAGAGGAAAUUGGGAGGAAGAUAGUGAAAAGAUGCAGAGGACUUCCUCUGUCGAUAGUUGUGAUUGGUGGGCAUCUUAGAAGAUCAUCUAGGGCGGUCGAAUAUUGGGAGAAGGUUGCUGGUUUUAUAAACCCGAUUUCGAGUAUAGGGGAAGAUGAGCAGUGCUUGAACAUAAUUAGUUUGAGUUAUUACCACCUCCCUGCUUGUCUAAAGCCAUGUUUUUUGUACGUGGGGAUUUUCCAGGAAGAUGAAAGGAUUGAUGCCUCUAAACUUCUCAGAUAUUGGGUUUCUGAGGGGUUUAUUAAACCAAAUGGAUCCUCAAGUUUGGAGGAGGUGGCAGAGGAUUACUUGAAAGAUUUGAUUGACAGGAAUCUCAUUUUAGUUGUUGAAAGGAGGUGGAAUGGAAAAGCUCAAUUUUGCGUUAUCCAUGAUAUAGUGAGAGAGUUGUGUUUGAAGGUAGCCAAGAAAGAGGAAUUUAUGUGUGUGCUUGAUACCACACAAGGUGUAGGAAGGGAACAUCGCAUUGUGAUUCCAGAGGGGAAGAGUCUUGGUGCUCUGGAAUCACCCCCAUUGCUCCUCCGUUCUCUUAUACUCCGUCCCCGACGGCUAGGGCAGCUUGAAUUUGAUAGGUCUUCACUUUUCUCAAGAUUACUGAGGGUAUCAGCUUAUGCCACUCAUAUUUUCUUGGGUGGAGGAAGAUGUUUCCCUGCUGCUCAUUUUCAGCAAGUUAACUUACGCUGUCUUAUUUUUUACGUUACCUGUUGUUAUCCCGGCCCCUACCUGAUUCCCUCAUCAAUAUCCCAACUAUGGAAUUUACAAACACUAAUCAUACAUCACGAUGGUGUGUGUGUUACUGCACCAUAUGAGAUAUGGGAGAUGACACAGCUCAGGCAUCUCGAGCUCGAUGGAGUUUGUCUUGCUGACCCUGUUCUCAAGCAGCGAGAACGAGAAUGCAUUGUUUUGGAAAACCUACAAAGACUCGUGGGAGUGAAAAAUUUGAGAUUGACAAAAGAGGUUUGCGAAAGAAUUCCCAACAUAAAGGAAUUGGCUGUAGAUUACGAGCAUCCCAAAACAAGCUCGAAAUAUUGCCUUCACAAUCUCACCCUCUUCAGUAAACUCGAAUCGCUGAAGUUAUCCUUUGGUUCUGAAUCAGAGUGGCGCGAUGUCGUUCUAAGCUUGAGCUUCCCAAGCUCGCUUGAGGAGUUGUGUUUGCUGAAUUGUCAUCUUGAUUGGGAAGAACUGAACACGAGGAUCAAAUCCUUGUCCAAUCUUGGAUAUUUAGAACUGCAUUCUGUCAAAGGAUCUAAGUGGGAGCAGUGUGACCAGGAAUUCUCUAGCCUCAAAGUGUUGAUGAUGUCUGAUUGUGAUGAGUUGGUGUACUGGAAUGCAAACAGCUCUCAUUUCCCAAUACUCGAAGCUCUUCAUAUCUGCGGUGCAUCUAAACUGAGCCUAGUCCCUUCAGAUAUUGGAGAAAUACCAACACUUCAAGUCAUUCGAUUGGAAAGCUGCAGCGUGUCUGCUGCGAUUUCAACGGUGAGAAUAGUGAUGGAACAAGAGAGUCUCGGUAAUCAAGACCUUCAACCAUGUUUUGGUUUUGAUACACUGGAAGAAUUUGAUGAGUUCCACAAAAUGUUGAAAGAAGAGGGUCUACCAAGAAAUCGUUUUCGUCUGGUGCAACUUUUCUUUGAGAUUAAAGGUUCUGUGGUUUAA